Molecule: messenger RNA, 2371 nt
Organism: Vitrella brassicaformis
Lineage: Eukaryota; Vitrellaceae
Source: the annotation of a GenBank genome assembly
CCCCAUGUCCCCCCAAUACACGUGUGUCCCUCCCCAAUACACAUACAUGUAUCUGGCUUUGCCAUCAUCCCCAUGGUGCACCCGCACACCCAGACGCCCAGCAUAUGCACUCUGGUCUAGAAAGGUACUUAUGGUGCACACGAAAGAUGAAUGUCCGAAUUAACCGAAAAAUGCCACACAGACCUCUCACCUAGCUAUGCACCCAUGGCCACCAUUCAGCCCACAUGUACAAAGGAAAGGAAAUAAAGCAUAGGUGACAUGAAUGACACAGCCGUGCACUCUUGCGUGUGUGGUUGUGUGGUGUACAGUCGAUGUGUAUCCGUGUUUCCCUCCCUCCGUCUGAUCACUCCUGCUCGAGUAUCUCGGCGAACGCCACCUGCCCAUGGGGCUGCGGCUGGAUGCGGGCAUCUGCACCCAUAAACGCACACACGCAACACGUGCCCAGAUAGCCAGCCCCCUUUCCUCCUUCCCCCGUCCCUCACUGACCAUGUGGGGCGGUCCACCCAGCCGUGCCGCGGUCGGGAACGUGUGCGUCUGGCAGAUCUUGGUCCUCCAGCAGCCGGGGAGUGAGUUUCUCCAGGAGCGCUGCGUGUCAUGCACACAGCAUCCCAUGGAAGCAGAAGACAUGAGCGAAGGGAAGGGGGGGGCCAGAGGAUUAGUCCUGCUCACCUCUAGCAUCAGGGUCGAGGCGUCGCAGGGAGGCCUGGAUCUGCCGCUGGAUGUCCACCGAUUCGGCCGCACUUACGCGGCGCAGCGUCUUGGCCUUCUCGGUGAGGGCCUCGGUGAGGCGAGUCUCGCCCGGUUCGUCGGGCUUGUAUGCCUCCCUCUUGCCCUUGGGCUGCAGCCAUGUGAGUCUGGCUUGGAGUGAGGCCGGCAUCUGGCUCACACCUGCACAUGCAUAGCACGAUAGCAAGGUUGGGUGGAGUCACUGCUGUGGUCUUGUCAGGCCCAGGGGGCGUGUGUCUACUGACUCAACUGACCUGGGAUGAAUUUGUCGGGGUAGACCUCGUGCAGCAGGAGGGCGAUGGCCGUGUAGAUGGCGAGACACCCUGCAAACGAGACAUGCAAUUGAGCGGGUGACAGGGAUGAAGAUGGGAAGGCAUCCAUGUCACCUCACCCCCCACCGACUUACCGGCCACACAGCUGAAGCCACCGGCGAUCUCAUAGAUCUCGGCAUUGUAUGCUCCGGCGCACGCCAGACUCCACUAGACGCAUCCAUGCGCGCAAGACACACGCACGCCCAACACACAUCAUAAACAAGCCUGUCUGUCUGUUCGUGUCUGGAGCCACUAACACACGUACGUAGACGACGACAAAGAAGAAUGUGGCGAUGCCGAGGAGGCUGCCUCUGAGGGAGCAGAGGAAAAAGGCGAACGAGACAAUCAGCACCAGGAUGCCCAGGGCGAAAUUGGCAUCCUGAAUCGGCCCGUCUCCCACAGGCAACACCCUGUGUGGUAGGAGAGACAGGACAACAAAGCAUGCUCAGCUUUGUUUGACUUCUGUGGAAAUUUAGCUGACCCUGUGUCAAAAGCACCGAGGCCGAGAGUCAAAAAGCCGUAGAAGGAGAAGAUGGUCAGGCCCAGCGUGUUGCCUUUAACAAGCUGCAGAGACACACACAUACGAAACCGGAGCCUCUCCCCCUCCCUCCUUCCCUUCAUACUUACCUCGCAAAUGCCUGCCAGGAGCUGGCCUGGACACACAGGCAGACAGCCGUGACAGAUACGGGUGCGGCACACAUGUCUCAUCUCAUGUCUCAUCUCAUUACCAACUCCCGAGUGUAUCAGAGUGAAGGCCCCUAUGGAACCAGCCAGACACCACACAAGCGACGUACGCAGACAGGUGCCACAACUAAGUACUUGAUGUGUGUCUGUCUGUCUGUCUGGCUGUUUGUCUGUUUGUCUGUCUAUCUGGAUCUUUGUCUUCUCUACAUACAAGCUAAGCUGUACAUACCGAUGAAUUGCGCGGCGUCUCCUUCGACCCAGCCGAUCAUCUUGAGGCUGAAGAUGAUGAAGGGCAUCCCAAACGCUAUCAGACCAAACGGCAUCGGAUUCGCCACCUGAAUGGAUUCAUCGACGGCCCAUCUGAUUCACCAUUCCAAUCCACAAACAUUCAGUGUGCUGGCUCCGUACAUUGAGAGCGACGGGGGCGAGGUCGGGAGCAGUCGACAGGCCCUGGCUAGACUUGUGAGCCCCACGGCGCCUCGUCGACUUGGUCGCGGCGGCUGCGAGAGACUCGAGGAUAACCUGCGCCAGCAGAGUGGGGCUCGCCUCCGCGUCACCAUCUUCGCCUUUGCCUGGCCCGGCAACGUCCUUCACGUCGUUCGUGGCCAUGCUUCUCCAGGGAGUCCGAAACGACCAGCCUUGCUCCUUGG